AUGACUGCUAGCCCAUCUCUGAAUAUCGAAUCCAACUCUUCUUCAAGCAACUCUCCAAACAAGAAACGGCGUAGAGCCAGAUCAAGCAACCCUGUUCCAGCUGAGCCUGAAGCAACAGAGAAGUGCCUGGUCACAGGAGACUCGGUGACUGAGUCUCCGAUCCAUCUCUGCCAUGUCUUUCCUGAGUUGCACUGGAGCAACCAUCCUCUGUUAUCGCGUCUUGAAUGGGCGUGGGGAAUGAAAUAUGAUACCAUUCAGAUGGAUACGGACUCCAACACAAUACCGCUCCGUCAUGAUUGGCGGAAAUUAUUUGAGUCUGGUCGGUGGGCUCUAAUGCCCUCGAUGGAUAUGAUCGACAAAUUGUGGGAUCGUUGGAUCAAAUUCCCUCUUAGUCAGGGUAAUGUUCCAUCGAUAGAGGAUAUGUACAACGGGGCGGAGACUUUUGAGUACCGUCUUGUGCCGCUUUUUCCCGAUGUUCCUCCCAUUUCUCCCCGCAACAAAGUUGAAGAUGUCCCAAAGGGCAAGUGCGAUGAAGAUGCAGGCGCUUCUACCUAUUCAUAUCCCUUUGACACAUUGCCGCCAAUAUUUGCAAGAGUGAAGCCUCACUUCGUGAUUUACGACACUGGCCAAAAGCUCGAAGCGACCUUCUCCGAAUGGACCGAAACUACAUCGAUCAUGGCUUGUAUCUAUGGAGUCACCUACAAAAAGGCCGAGUUUGCCAAUACGGUGGUGUACCAAACGUAUUGCACAUGGGAUCGCCCUGCUCACCCUGCGACCUUUGUGACAUCACCUCGAAGGAUUGAUUCGAGGCCGCGCUCAGGCCUUAUUACACCCGGCCAACUAAGCUCUGCAAAUCAACGUGCUAGCCGUCCUCCGAAACGAUUCAGGAUAUCUGAUGAUAUCGACUCUGUGUGCCUGCAGCCGAAUGUUGUUCGAUAUGCCACCUCCCUCUCGCGUGUCUCUCCAUGUGGAUCGGACGUUUUGAUUGUAGGCGAUUCUGGGUGGGAUACCGAGGUGGACCCGGAAUUUGAGAAAAUACACCUCCGCCGUGUAAUCAAAGCCGUGAAACGGUGGGUUAGGGAGUGUCAUCGGGAGGCUCUGUCAUCGGGCGGGUGGGUGUCUUGUUUCACCCACGAUGAACAGGUGAAGAGAUAUCGUCAAGAGCCGGCUCGAAAAAUGAUUUCAACAAUGUAG
Messenger RNA from Heterobasidion irregulare TC 32-1, 1194 nucleotides. RefSeq lists its product as uncharacterized. NCBI's taxonomy places the organism in Eukaryota, Fungi, Basidiomycota, Agaricomycetes, Russulales, Bondarzewiaceae. The record is from RefSeq and is a predicted model, not a curated record. The transcript has 5 exons. The coding region runs from base 1 to 1194 and encodes 397 amino acids.